GCGGCGGCGGCGGGAGCGGCUGAUACUUAUUUAUUUCCAUUCUUCGCCCGUCCCGUCCCGUCUCCGCGCUCCGGGUACUUUUUCUGGGCUUUUUUUUUUCUCUUUUUUUUUUUUUUUCUUUUCUGUUUUCGGUUGUGUUCGGCGGAGCGGAAGGAGGAUGGGGUUCGAGCUGGAUCGCUUCAGCGGGGAGGUGGAUCCCGACUUCAAGUGCAACCUGUGCAACAAGGUGCUGGAGGACCCGCUGACCACCCCCUGCGGGCACGUCUUCUGCGCGGGCUGCGUCCUGCCCUGGGUGGUGCAGCAGGGCAGCUGCCCCGUCAACUGCCAGCGCAUCUCCACCAAGGAGCUCAACCACGUCCUGCCCCUCAAGAGCCUCAUCCUCAAGCUGGACAUCAAGUGCGACAACCACGCGCGGGGCUGCGAGGCGGUGGUGCCGCUGCAGCACCUGGGCGAGCACGCCGAGACCUGCGACUUCUCGCCGGCCAAGUGCCGCAACCGCGGCUGCCGCCAGGUGCUCAACCUGCGCGAUGUGGAGGCGCACAUGCGGGAGCGCUGCGAGGCGCGGCCCGCGGGGCUGUGCGAGCAGGGCUGCGGGCUGGUGCUGACCCACGGCGAGCGCCGGGCGGGCGCCCACGGCUGCCUGCGAGCCCUGCGAGCCCACGGGGCCGCGCUGCAGGCGCGGGCGGCCGCGCUGGAGAAGGCGCUGAAGAAGGAGGCUCUGCGCGCCGGCAAGCGGGAGCAGUCGCUGCUGUCGCGACUGGCGGCGGCGCAGCUGGAGCUGCAGGUGACGGCGCUGCGGUACCAGAAGCGCUUCACGCAGUACAGCGCCCGCCUGGACGCCCUGGCCCGCGCCCGCGCCGCCUCCCCCGGCAAGGGGGAAGAGACUAAAGCACUGACUCUCGUCCUCCAUCGUGACUCUGGCUCUCUUGGAUUUAAUAUUAUUGGUGGCCGACCGUGCGUGGACAAUCAAGACAGUUCGUCGAGCGAAGGAAUUUUUGUAUCAAAAAUAGUCGACACAGGGCCUGCUGCUAAGGAAGGAGGGCUGCAGAUUCAUGACAGGAUUAUUGAGGUCAAUGGGAAGGAUUUGUCCAAGGCCACUCACGAGCAGGCAGUGGAGGCUUUCAAAACAGCCAAGGAGCCCAUCGUGGUGCAGGUGCUGAGGAGGACCCCGCGCUCCAAGGCCUUCCCUCCUGCUCACGACUCCCAGCUGGUGGAUGUGGGCACCCAGACAGACAUCACCUUUGAACACAUCAUGGCUCUGAGCAAGAUGGGCUCUCCCACCCCUCCCGUCUCCGUGCUGGACCCGUACCUCCUGCCUGAAGACCAUCCAUCAGUGCAUGAAUACUAUGAUCCAAAUGACUACAUGGGAGGAAUUCAUCAAGAAAUGGACCGGGAUGAGCUGGAAUUAGAGGAAGUCGAUUUACACAGAGUGAACAGCCAGGACAAGCUUGGCCUCACUGUCUGUUACAGGACCGAUGAUGAAGAUGACAUGGGGAUUUAUGUGAGUGAGAUCGAUCCCAACAGCAUCGCUGCCAAGGACGGGCGGCUCCGGGAGGGGGAUCGCAUUAUUCAGAUCAACGGCAUAGAGGUGCAGAACCGAGAGGAAGCUGUGGCACUUCUGAGCAGUGAGGAGAGCAAGAAUAUCUCCUUACUUGUGGCAAGACCAGAAAUUCAGCUGGAUGAAGGAUGGAUGGAUGAUGACAGAAAUGAUUUUCUGGAUGACUUGCACAUGGACAUGUUAGAGGAACAGCACCACCAGGCAAUGCAAUUUACUGCCAGCAUGCUUCAGCAGAAGAAGCAUGAGGAGGACGGAGGUACCACGGACACAGCCACUAUUUUAUCCAACCAGCACGAGAAGGACAGCGGCGUGGGGCGCACGGACGACAGCACCCGCAACGACGAGAGCUCCGAGCAGGAGAACAACGGGGACGAUCACACCACGUCCUCCAACACCCUGGGCAGCCAGAAGAAGCUGACCUACAGCCACGACACCCUGGGGAGCGGUGAUAUGCAGUUCAGCAACGAGUCGUUUAUCUCGGCCGACUGCACAGACGUCGACUUCCUCGGCAUCCCCGUGGACGAGUGCGAGCGGUUCCGCGAGCUGCUGGAGCUGAAGUGCCAGGUGAAGUCUGCCAACCCUUACAGCCUGUACUACCACAACAGCACCCUGGACAUGAGCAAAAGCGACCAGGAGAGCGUGGACAGGGAGCUGGAGAUGCUGAACGAGGAGCUGCGCAACAUCGAGCUGGAGUGCCUGAACAUCGUGAGGGCUCACAAGAUGCAGCAGCUGAAGGAUCAGUACCGGGAGCCCUGGAUGCUGCACAACAGCGGCUUCCGCAACUACAACACGAGCAUCGACGUGCGCAGGCACGAGCUCUCGGACAUCACGGAGCUCCCGGAGAAGUCUGACAAGGACAGCUCGAGCGCCUACAACACCGGGGAGAGCUGCCGGAGCACGCCCCUCACGCUGGAGAUCUCCCCCGACAACUCCCUGCGCAGAACUGCGGAAGGCAUUAACUGUCAAGGUAACGAGGGGGCAGCGGCACAUAAUGCCUCCCAAAAGAAUUUGUUUGCCGGCUCGGAAAGCCAUGAAUCCAGCGCUGGUAAAUGCCACGCCUCCGCUAAAGAUCCCGACCUUGGCAAGCAGCUGGAGAGCAAGGAGAGAAAAGCCGGUGAUGGAAGCAAAAGCCCUACGCACGGUCAGAAGCCUUCUGGCUCCUACACGUCCCCGUAUCACCACUCUCCGUACAAACACGCUCAUAUCCCUGCCCACGCCCAGCACUAUCAGAGCUACAUGCAGCUGAUCCAGCAGAAAUCCGCCGUGGAGUACGCCCAGAGCCAGAUGAGCCUGGUGAGUAUGUGCAAAGACUUCAGCUCGGGCCAGAGCGAGCCGAGGAUGGAGUGGAAAGUCAAGGUCAGAAGCGACGGGACCCGGUACAUCACCAAGAGGCCGGUCAGGGACAGGCUGCUGAGGGAACGUGCCAUAAAGAUCAAGGAGGAGCGCAGUGGGAUGACCACCGAUGAUGAUGCCAUAAGUGAGAUGAAGAUGGGCCGUUACUGGAGCAAGGAAGAGAGGAAGCAGCAUUUGGUGAAGGCGAAGGAGCAGAGGAGGAGGCGCGAGUUUAUGAUGCAGAGCAGGUUAGAGUGCUUAAAGGAGCAGCAAGGUGCGGAAGAAAAGAAAGAGAUGAACAUCAUUGAACUGAGCCACAAAAAAAUGAUGAAGAAGAGGAAUAAAAAAAUAUUUGACAAUUGGAUGACAAUCCAAGAACUGCUAACCCACGGAACAAAGUCACCGGACGGCACACGGGUGUACAAUUCCUUCCUGUCAGUGACUACUGUAUAAUCACCAGUGCUAAAUUAUGUACAUAAAACACUACCAUUGGGGUAGGAAUCAAUGCCUCGUUCAAUGUGGCAAGAUUUUUGUAUAUAAGAUACAGUCACCAGUUUAUAGUUCAAAUACUGAACUCUGCAACUGUGGGUGCCAGGAUCUCCAUUAUAAAGUGGAGAGGAAGCUUGCCCAUCUCCUUCAAAGGCAAUAUUAGCAGUGCUUUUUGGAAUACUGAUUGUACUUUUUUACUUGUUACCUUUUACAUGAAGUGUUUAAAUAUCAGAAAUGUAUUAACCAUACUUACACAGGUAAUUUGCUUAAACUAUAUUCAUAUUAAAAGGUACCCGUGCUUUUCUUUACCUAAAAAAAAAAUGCAAGAAACCCACAAGAGCAACUGCACUUAUGUAUUUUUUUUUUUGUGAAACCAUAUUUUGUGAUAUUAUUUUGCUGUUGUUCACUUCUACACAGAGUGUUGUUUAUCAAUACUUAGCUCAAGGUCUAAACUCAGAGUCAUUCUGUUGUAAUAUUUAACAUUUAUCAAACAGCAGUUUUUAGAGUUAUGCUCAACAUUUAAACAUUUUUCUUUUUAAGGUUUCUGAAGAAAGCAUAUAGGUUUCAUCUGAAAAGCCUGAGGCAAAGUACGCUAUACUGCAGCUUUAAAGGAUUUUAAAGCAUGUUUGCAAAUGUUGCAACCUAUUGAAGAAAUGUGCAUGUACAGCUAAUUUGUUUAUAUACGACAGUUUGUGGAAUUUGAAAAGCCCAUGGUAGUAACAGUUUGCUUUAUAGAUUUGAAUGUAUUGAAUUAUAAAAGCAGUUUCAUGAAAUCAUCAUUAGCUACAAACGUUAACAAGUAAAAUGAAGUAAAAUAAAUUAUUGUUUUAUAUUUCAAACUAUUUUAAAUUCUUUUUGUUCCCUUUUGGUUUCACCACCAAGAAUAUUCUUUCUCAAUGUAGCUCCCAUGCUGCAGAAAUGCCUGGACACCCAGUGGAGCCAAACCUGAGGGAAUAAUCAGCAUCCUGACUUUGGGGGGAAAUUUGGAUUAAGGUUUUCUUGAGGGAAGGAGAGAUGGAGGGAAGAGGCAAGGAAGAAGUACAAGGACCACCAAGAGCAGAACCAAGCAGUGCUUAUCUUCAACUCACAAGGUAUUUCAGAUGAACUGUAAGAAAGAAAUAGGACUUCUACUCUCCUGAUUUGCUGUGGUUUGUGGUUGGUUAGCAGUAUAUAAGACCCACCUACAGACUUUGGUGUGGGUGUGCAUUAAAAACAGACAAAGCAUAAUUUAAAGCAUAUAUAAGUUAUAGCAAAUAAACAUGCAAAUUAAAAGAGAUGGUGAAAAAAGACAAAGUGAUGUCAAAGGUAUCACACUUCUUUUCUUUUUUUCUUUUUCUGAUUAAGAAUUCAGAUAUAAAUUGGAAUGUCAUGCUGGAUCAGGUGAUGUAGACUCAUUAAUACCUUCAAGAUUCCCCAUCCCCUUUUCCCUUGAAAACUUGCUUCCAAAGCCUUCUAAGUUUUUGUUCUGGACUCUUCUGUCAUAACUAUACAAAGCAAAAAUUAAAAUCUUGCUGAUAGAAGUAAAAAGUU
Molecule: messenger RNA, 4909 nt
Organism: Chiroxiphia lanceolata (lance-tailed manakin)
Lineage: Eukaryota; Metazoa; Chordata; Aves; Passeriformes; Pipridae
Gene: PDZRN3
Product: PDZ domain containing ring finger 3
Exons: 10
Coding region: 158-3343 (1061 amino acids)
Biological process (GO): protein ubiquitination; neuromuscular junction development
Cellular component (GO): neuromuscular junction
Molecular function (GO): protein binding; zinc ion binding; ubiquitin protein ligase activity
Source: RefSeq, a predicted model, not a curated record